Messenger RNA from Porites lobata, 26916 nucleotides. The record is from the annotation of a GenBank genome assembly. Lineage: Eukaryota; Metazoa; Cnidaria; Anthozoa; Scleractinia; Poritidae.
AUGAUUUCUGUCGAUUUGGAAGCGGGAUCAUCGAGAACUAUGGCCCCUUAUGUUACUAACACAAAGAAAUUAGCCGUGUGCUUUCUUGGAGUAUUUGUAUCAUAUUUUGUCUACGGACUUUUACAAGAAAAGAUGUAAGUAUACGUGAAAAAAAUACGAAUACAGGUGAUACAAUAUAGCAGAACAGUUUGUCCCAGCUGUGAGAGAAUCGUGAAGUUGUGAGUCGUAGUUUACAAAGCGUUGAAAUUACGAUUAUUCUAUGUUAUCUAUUCUAUGGUGGGAUUAUAUUUUGCGCUCAGGACAUAUAAGGUCCUUUCGGUGAUUCGUUGGAAACAUUUAACAGGCUGCUUGUAUCCGAGCAGCCAAAAUGUGGAUACCCAAAGCGACCCGCAGUGUUACAUGAACACACUGAUGAACAUCAUAAGCUUACUUAAAAAAAUAAAGUUAUCGAAAGGGAUUUUAAAAAGAAGAAGAAAAGCAUGCUUACAAUCAAUUGAAAGAGACGCCAUGAAGGAUCGAAAGGUACAAUAUUAAAUGGUCAGAAGCUUGAAUCAUAUUGAGGUUAACAUAUUCGUCUUGAAAUUAUUUUUCUUCACAAGUGUUAGCGUGUUUGAUCCCUGACUCUCCAGAAAUUUCCAUCACCUGAGAACUUAUUCCAAAGCGAUGGAAAUUAUCUUAAUCAUUUGUUUUCAUGUUGUUAUUGGCCCUCUAUGCUUUGUUUUUUUAAAUUAAGGCCAGGGUAACAAGGUUCCCAUUUUAGAGUAAUAAGGUCUCAUAUGUGUCUCAUGUGUGAUUUCACGGUCAUGUCAAAUUAUUCUAGUAUCCGGGAAAUGAAAGAGUAUAAAAUAAUGUGCAAGUAGUUUGCAGAUUCAGGUCUGUGUGAUUUUUCAUGUGCAUUGACAAGAUUUAAAGAGAAAUGUUAAAUGGACCAAAAUUAAAAGAACUUUGUUACAACUUAUUGUGGGUAUCCCUUGAAGGGGCAUCAUAAUAUGGGGACUGGAAACUAGCAGAAAAUCUGUCAUUUAGUUUGGCUAUGAAAAUGUGAAGUUAUCACUUAACCCUGGGAAAUUUUACUGUCUGACUAUAAUUAGAGCCAAACCCACCCCAAACACUCCUUUUAAGUCAAACACUUCGCGGCCUUCUGUUGCAGAUGCAUUAUAUCAGCUUCCAAAGUUCAGGCAUGGUCAGAUUGAAAGCAAAAUAAUUUCAAGACAGUCUUUGGGUUAAAAGUGAAAUAGCAGUCUUGAUAUUUAACUUUCCCUUUCCCUCCUUUUUUGCUUUUCGUGGUUGUUAAAACUUCUGACGUCACAAGUGGUGCAAGGCACAUGGAUCAGCGCUGGCAGUUCGGGGCAAAUGUGUUAAGGAGAGCUCUCACUAGCCCAACUGAUAGUUCCACCUACAUGAAGGCCUGGGUCAUUGGACACCAUCUUUGUCAUGCCCUGAAUUUUGCACUUACACUCAAAUUCAGUUACUAUGGAGCAACACUUUUACAAUAACUUUGCUCCUGCUAUGUUUUUCAGAACAAAAGCAAAUUAUGGUGAAGAGAAAGAAAAAUUUGUCUAUGCCCUUUCACUGGUAUUUAUUCAAUGUAUCAUAAAUGCAGUAUUUGCUAAAGCAGGUAAUUUUCAUUUUCCGUUGGUUUUUAAUCAUUUAUAUAAUUAUGUAGUUUAAUUGUAUAGCAGAUGUUUAUGCCAGGAAAUCACCAGUGGAUAUAUACAGGGUUUGUACAGAGUCUUAACUUCUUGAAAAUGUCUUGAAAUUUGCAAAGCAAUUUUCCAGCCCUGGAAAAAGUCUUGAAAAAUGGUAAAAAGUCUGGAUUUUUUUUUGUUUUCUUUUUCAACGUUACAACAAGUGCUUAACAAGUCAAUUUUUUUUUUAAUUGGUCAAAUCCCAUUCAAUCUUGCUCGUAGCCAAGACAAUCACAGAAUGAGAAGUUUCAUAAUUCUCUUAUGUCUGCAUUGCAUCGUGGUUAUCAUAAGUUUGCAUUGCAUCCUGAAAAAAAAGCCUGGUUCCUGCAUUUUUCAAGGUCUCUGUUGAUCAUAUAAUUAUUUGUUAACCUUGAGUCUGGGAAAAUAAGCUGUUGUUUUGGAAAUAGUCUGGAAAAAGUCUUGAAUUUUGGAUCCAAAAUUCUGUACGUACCCAGUAUAUACAAGUGAUCCUGCAGAAGGCACUACUCUCUCAUUGGGACUUGGGGAAGCCUUCGUUCCCAACCCAGGCAAAAUUAUUAUUGAACAAUAAUUGUUCAAUUUUACAUUCCAAAUUUACCCGACUGAGUCAGUCCUUUUCCCCAAAAACGGGGUGUCUGUAGGACACCCUGAUGCUUAUUUGGCCUAGCCUGGGGGUAAACUGACUCCAUUUGGGAGAAUAUGAUGAGAAGUUGUCAACAAGUGGUGUGUGAAAGGAGAUGCAAGAGCAAGAUGUUGGGGAAGAAAGGAGAGCUUGCAAAAAUCUUGUAAACAGUGGGAAACCAAAAAGCAUAGCAAAUUUCUUUAUUUUUACCACGUGACAUGAUAUGGACCUAUGAUGUAUAAACUCAGCUCACAAAAUACACAUCUAAAUAACACUUUCAUUUCUAGAGUGAAAGAUGUAGUACUGAAAGAGGGCUCUAACUUUUGGGUCUGUGGACAGAAUAGUCUGCAGUUUGACCAUUUAAGUUAAACCUACUGGUAUGUAGUAGCUGAUACUUUCACAUUCACUGUUUGUUUUUAGCAUGUCACAAAUAGUGAAAUUUAGAAUUUGUUUGACUAUUUCUGAGAAUGAAGGAGUUAAGCAAAUACUGUAAAUCCUCUAUUAAGCCCCCCCUCUCAAAUAAGCACCUUCUCUCUAAUAAGCCCCCCCUCUCUAUUAAGCCCCCCUCAAAAGUGCUUGGAAAAAAAUAAGCCCCUUGGGGGGGCCUAAUAGAGGAUUUACAGUAGAAGAAAAGAGUCGAUGAAGAAAUAAUUUUAAUACAUUUAUAUAUUAAGGAUAAUUUACUUAAUGAGUAAUGAUGUCAUCUUUGCAGUGCUAAAACUCACUUACAAAGAAAAUGAGGCCAAAGAUACAACUCCAUUUUGCUGGUAUGGAAUCUGUGCUACCACAUAUAUUGCUGCAAUGUUAGCCAGCAACAAAGCUCUACAGUGGGUCAAUUAUCCAACACAGGUUGGUUUAAAUAUUAUUAUAGACUUUAUUUGAGUUUGAAAAUUAGUUUAAUGCUAUUUCCUCAGUCAGCUGAUCUUGACACACUUCUCUUACUCUUUAAAUACAUGUACAUUGUGCGCAGAACAGAGAGUAGCCUGAAUUUCAGCACAAGUAGCAAACUCCUGUAAGAGGUGAUGUCUGUCUUAGGAGUGUGUGAAAUUCAGGCCCUGGGUCCACACUAAUGCAUUUAGUUUUGGGGGAUCUUGUCUCCUUCCCCAAUUGAAGCCCAUACCUUUUGUCCUUGCUUAUAGUAACUUGGCAAAUGGUAGUUAAUUUUUUAUCUCAGGUAGUUUUUAUUUUUCCUUUGUUUCAACUUCAUUAGCAUACAUUACCAUACCCAAAAACAAAAGACAAAAAAAAUUAGCUGAGAUAAAAAAUUAAUUACAACUGCGGUCACACUUUUUCCUGACUCUAUGCCUGUUAGUAUUGACUGUUAGAACUUGUGUUAUUGUUCGAGAAUUCCUUAAUGUAUUUUACUAAUAAUUGGAAGCAAGAGUACGAGUAUGAGGGUGUGAACACUUACAGUUUUGAAAAAGAUCGUACUGACUAAUAGAGUAAUGACACAGCAUAAAAAUUUUCUUGAAUAGGAUUGCAGCUAAAGAAAGUUUAGAUUAAGGUCUUUUUCAAUUAUGUUUAAAAUGUCUAACUACUCUGACAGAGUGACAUUCAGAACAUACAAGAUUUUUCUCACUGAUCACUGUGUGUCAUUGUUGUUUAUUUUCAGGUUUUAGGGAAAUCAUGCAAGCCAAUUCCAGGUAAAGCCAUUUUAUUUUAUUUUAUUUUAUUAUUAUUUUUUUAUUUUAUUUAUUCCUCCAAUUCCUAGCUGAUACAUAGUUAUGUAAAUAUAAAGCCAUGUUUCAGUUGUCUUGAUAUUACACAAGUCAGACUAAAGCUUGUGUUGUUAAUGGUAACAGGACACUUAAAAUUAAAGAAAAAAGUGUUUAGAGUGAAAAAAAGAGUGAUCAAUCACAACAAAGAUUAGGAUGCACUGGCAGACUGUAAAACCACAUUAAUUUGAACUAUAAAACUGCUUGCAGUUUUAGUUUUCACAUACAUUUACUGGAUUAGCUUUUUCCUUGCAGUUGUCAUUUCAGAAGUAUUAAUUUACUUUCUGUUUUUCACAGUUUUCUGAGUCACAGUAAAUUACAGUUAAACCACCAUUAAGCGGCCACCCUCGGGGUACCAGCAAGUACAAGGGACCGCUUAAUGGAGGUUGGCUGCUCAAUAGAGGUGAUCGUAUCAGCAUAAUCUUUAGCAGAAACAUCACUUUAUUUUUAAACAAACGCACUACGAAAGAAGCCUUACUGGUCCUAAAUCAGUUGUCCCCUUCUAUCUUGGACUGUGUUUUCCAUGUAAUAUUCCUUUGCAGCAUGCGAGAAAUUACCAUGCUUGGUUGCCUUCCAUAAUCUUUCCAAAAUAUGGUAAUGUUGAAGAAAGGGAGAAAACAAUAGUUAAUAGAUUACAGAAGGUAACAAAGCACGGUAAAUUUUAGUGCUUCAUAGGAAUUUGAUGUUGUGCUAAACUCGAGAGAAUAGGAAAAGAAUCUCAAAGCAAAUCCAAAUCUAACACAUCACGUCAAUAUGUACUCAAUUUGGGCCUACAUUAGGCAACUUAAAAUGUUUAAAUGGACAUGAAAAUCAGGCAUUUUAUACUACACUGAUCAAUUGCAGCACUGAAAUUUUGGUUUAAUCGCUGUUUUCGUGAAAGUAGUCGUACAAAAUUACAAAAAGAGCACAGUAUUGCAUUUUACCUUGAUUCACAUGUUUUCCGAAAUCGCUCGAGUCUUCUUGGGCUUAGCCAAUUGUAAAGUGUAUAAGGGUCAUUUAACAAAAGGUUACAAACGCAGCACUUGGUGGGAAUUAUAAUCUUCUGAUACACUGCUGGGCUCGGAUGCGAGGAAUUCAUAUAGGUUAACUUAGUAACUUUAUAAUUUUCUCUUUAACGUUCCAUAUUAAUUUUCUGUAACCGUUAUAUAUCCUGUUUGAAUAAUACUUGAAGAAACUGUUUUAUAAGUUGAUAAACAUGCCUAAAACAAAGACUAGAUCACUGCGGAAGAGAGAGCUAAUCCAGUAUGACAGGACUUGUCAACGGUCAAUUAAAAUAAUAUUAGUAUAGAAAAAACUUGUGCGUUCCAUAAGUCUGCAUAGAAAAAACAUUUUUCUUUUGGAGGUUUUUUUAAAAAAGAAAGCUCUUGAUGAGCUUAAUCAUUUAAAAAUUGGAAAUUUCGAAAAAUGAUGAUUUUUUUUUUUUAAUACCUGGAUGAUACCUUAAUGGAGGUUUAAUUUUGUUUUUAAUUUUCUACCAAAUGUUAUUUUGGGACUUUGAUUACUGGCCACUUAAUGGAUGUUCAACUGUAAUAUACAUUGUAGUGAAUAUUAUUAUCAGAUCUUAAAUGUGUUGACCCUUAUAUUAAAAGGGAAUCAAUUCAAUGUAAUUUUUUGGCCUACAUGUAUUUUUUUUCCUUUGUCUUUUUUUUUAGUUAUGAUUCUUGGAGUUCUAUUGGCAAAGAAAAAGUACCCACUUAUAAAAUAUAUGUGUGUAUUGCUUAUCGUCUGUGGGGUAGCUUUAUUCAUGUACAAGGAGGUGAGAUAUGUCCAAAUGUUAUUUUAAGACAGAAUCCAUUAGGAAAUUGAGUAAUUUUAAUUUUCAGUGAACAAAAACCUUGUACCAGAAUGAUUUCAAUAAUACUGGAUUCUUUUUUACACUUUUCAAGGGCUAUAAAAUAGAAAAGAUUCUCUUUGGAGUUAUUUAUUACAUUUAUAGCCCUUGAAAAGUGUAAAAAAGGAUGCAAUAUGGCUUAAAAUAUUGUUACAAGGUUUUUAUCCACUGAAAAUUAAAAUUACUCAAUUUCCUGAUGGAUUCCAUCUUUAAUUUAAUAUGUAGUGUUGUUAUCAUGGUUUUAUUGAUGGGGUUUGUAAAAGACAUACAUGGCCCUCAUGUGCAAAGAAAAAAUGUAAUUAUUAUGAUUACUUUCAACAAGAACAGUAACAUUGAACCUGUCCUUUGCCUUUGUUUGGUUUCCUUGUUGGUGGCAUCCGUGGAGACCCAGGGGCGGUCGGUCAGGGCCGGAAUAACGGUGGCGAAAGUUUUCAAGAAAGAGCUCAGUCAAAUGUUUGUCUCUGAUUGGACACAAAAAAAUUACGUUUUGUGCCCAUUCAGAGGCCAGCAUUUAUCGUGCUGCUCUUGUGAUCUUCUUAUAUGAAGAAGUUUACCUGCAAACUCGACUAUUUGCACCUGUCUGGCUCGUGUACGAGAACUUUCUUUGAGAAGAGUUUUCAGUGAAAGUGGGGCCCACAAAACCUAAGAAAUUCCAUAAUUUAGCAGGCUCGCAAAGCAAAACAAAACAAAAAUUUCACCAAAUGAAGAUAUCAGACUGUGGACUGAUCAAAGGUAAAUUCGCUAACACCAGACUACAUUUCUGAGGAUGUGUUGGUGGACACCAAACAAUCUUUGAAGUUUGAUUUAAAAAUAACUGGCACAUCUUUAAUGCAGCCACACUGUACAUGUUCUUGUGACCUUUCCUUUGAUGCCUGUAUUAAAGAGGUUCAGGUGGACAUUUGAACAUAAUAUAAUUUGCUGGGUAUAGUUUCCUUUGUUUUUUCAUUGCUCUGUUUUUGUUCCAGAAUAAGAAAAAAGUUUCAAACACCAGUGAUGGAUGGAUUGGAUUUGGAGAAAUUCUUCUUGUGAGUUUUUGUAGUCACAAUUUUUUUUAAGGGGCUAAUUUAUAAAUUCAGGGCUCGAAAAAAAAUUCCAGCAUGUCCUUUGGAUAAGCAGUUCUCUCAUUUUGCUUGCCCUGGGCAAUUACUUCAUUGCUUCAGUGGUUCCUUUAAUCAUGUACAAAAUGGUCCAGUAGAGUUGAGAUGGUGUCAAACAAAGUUUAUUAGGGAGCAUUAUGAAAAUAAAAAUAUUUUGGUGAUUUUUGCAGGCAGAGCAUUAAAACUUAAAAAAGGUUUUUUCAAGUUUCAAUCCAUGUCUAUUGUUGCCAUUCAUUGUUACAGAUGACAGUGGCGAGAAUCAAUUUCUAAAAUAAUUAUAGUCUUGAAAAACAAAUUUCAAGUUGUUGGGUAAAUACAGCAAGUAGGUGGGGAGUCAAACAGCCAGAGACUUCUUUUGGUUCUAUUUUUCUUCUAUUUUCUCAUGAAAGUAGGCGGGGGCCACGUUCUCGGUAGCCUGGGGAAAUCCUUGGCCCCUUCCUCUUAAUGACAGCCAUGUGUUUAGAAUUCAAUGAUGGAAAAAAGUUUUAGAUUUUUAAAAGGAGAGGAAAUAGCCUGACUUACGUGUAGCCCCUUUAAGAAACAGCAAUUGAUAUGUCAUGAUUUCAUAAGUAAGUCUGUAUAAGAGUGUAAUUCGGAAGGCUGAUUCAAGUUUAAUGGAAAGGCUAGGUUGCCCAUUCAAGGGUCUGAUGUAUUUUUGUGGCUGGUAUUUUCUCCUUCAGUGGGUCUGGGAACAAAGUUUGUGAAUGUACAGUCGUUAUGUUUUAACAGGUUUUCUUCUCUUUCAACACACCUCGACAUAUUUGUAAUUGUCACAAAGUUGUAGUUUUGUUAUAAUCACUAAACCUGAAUAUCUAUGUGGAGGUGAGGGUAGAUAGUCAAAAAUACUAAAGCAAGCAGUCUGAACUGCCGCCAUAAGACAUACAGCCCCUUUAAAGAGAAUAAGAUACUGGUCUGCACUCUUCAUGACUCUUAAGUGGUUUUUCAAAGAGUUAGUUAAGAAAAUUUAAAGGUUAAAGGUUUGUUUACAGUGAAAAGUGCACCUAGCUUAUCCAGCUUAUGUGCAGGAACUCCACUCAAAUACUUAGAAACAAAUAAUCCAAAUAGAGCAUAAAAGGAUUAAAAACCCCAACUGGUAGGAGGCAACCAGUUGGCUAUUUAGCAGCGUGGCCAAGAAACUUGGGACAACCGAGAACAAAUCCAGCAAGUGGCCAGACAGGGACUCAAACCCAUGGGCCCGUUUCUCGAAAGCCCCGAUAAUUAACGGGUCCGUAAAGCUGUUGUUGUUUACAUUCAAGAUAGAGUUCAAUAGUGUUGCAUCAAACAUGAUAAAACUAUCAGUUAGUGAAACAAAAUGGAGUAGUUUGCUAGCCAGCACCCAAGCCCUUAUUCCUUAUAUUUCGAUUUGAAUAUUUGAUUUCGCGCCCAAAAAGUUACCUGGACUUUCGAGAAACGUGCCCCAGGACCGCCGGAUUGACCACUCGGUCACGCUGCCUCCUAGACUGCAAAACAGUCCGUAUUUUUGCGUAUUCAAGUACGCGCGAGCAGUCAAACGAGGCUGAAAACGGGCCCUACGGGCGUGUGAGGCUCGCGCGCUUUGCGCGCGUAAGACUCUUACGCCACGCUUUACCGAUUUCUUUACUGAUUUUGAGAAAAAAACCGACUGUUUUGCAGUCUAGCUGCCUCCAAGUACAACAAAAUGAUUUAAAAAUAUAUUAAUUUCUUGGCAGUUGGUAUCUUUGACAUGUGAUGGAUUAACAGGAGCAGUUCAAGACAGAAUGAGAGCGGAACAUCAUGUUCAAUCACAUCACAUGAUGUUCAACAUGAAUCUCUGGUCAAUCGGCAUCUUGGCCAUCUGUAAGUUUAGCUGCUUUCUUUUUAUUAUGAUACUUUGAAAGGAGAGUGCCUUUGUUUAAGUUGGGUAACCCUGUCGACACUGCUGAUAUCCAUGGGGUACCUGUGUGACUUUCUAUGACCUAUGUAACUGUAUGCCUCGCUUACUUGCGUGAAGCCCGAAACCUACAUGUAAAAAUUAAUAGCAAGGCAUGUGUUUGAAUGCUUCAAAAUAAGAAAAGAGAAUGAAGGCAAAAAGUAGAUUAAAAUAUCUGUCUGCAUGUCUAUGAUAUGUAUGUAAUUAUCUCUACUGUAAUCACAUGCUAUCUGGCAUAAGACCCCAAAUAAAAUAUUGUCUCUUGUCUGUUGUGAAAAGACAUAUCAUUACCAGCUAUUUUCAUGGAGGAGCUCACUCUGCAUCUAAGUGUAGGAGAUUAGCUGUUAGUGAUCUGAUCUUUUGGGGCAACAAGUUCUUAUUAUGAAUAAACUAUAUGAGAACUAUGGGCCUAAAUGUCUUCUUUUUGUUCGGGAAGGCUGGUUCCACUCAGUCAGCACGCGCUCUCUCGGUUGUGUAUAAAAGUGGGAGUGAGACCUGUGUACAGGGAGUUGGGACUGGGGGACACGAGAUGAGGGACUUGAGGAUGUUGAGUUGGAAGCUUAAGCAACAACGACCGCGGCGGCUACGAAAACGUCACUUGAAAAGUGAUGCCCCCCUGCUUUAAACUUCAUCGCGCAUAUUGCAUGUCGUUCAAUUCGUCAAAUAUUAGCAAUUUUUUCUGGAGUUGAGUUCUAAAAAACUUUAUCGAAGUUCAGGAAAAGAAGAAGAAAGUCGUUGUCUUGAGUUCACGUCGUUCACAAAACGUGAAAUUAGGCAUUUUCGCGUCGUAGUCGUGCAGUGACGGUAAAGGAAUGUACUAAAAAGCGUGAUGCACGUAGAAAGUUGUUGUUUUGCCAAUUUAAACCAAUUGCUUUUUUGCCGUUCUCGUUGACGUCGCCGCUGUCGUUGCUUAGUAAGUUCUCUAUCCUAGUAACAGGACCCGAGGACCCGAGGACCCGAAAUAUGGGUCGCGGGGACGUGAAAUACUGGACUCGGGCACGCGAGGUGAGGGGCUUGGGGAUGUUGAGUAACAGGACGCGGGAACCCGAAAUACAGGACGCGGGGACGGGAGAUGAGGGACUUGAGGAUGUUGAGUAACAGGACGCGGAGACGCGAAAUGAGGGACUUUAGGACGUUAUAAAGUAACCGGAGAUAUGGAACACGACGAAGCGAAAUACAAGACACGAACUGCAGAAUACCGAUAUGAACCGGCCGGCCCCACCUUGGGGCAUUUGCAGUUUUUCCAAAAAAAUAAUUGACAAAUGCCCCGGGGAUUAUUAACGCUUGGAAUUGACUGAGCCAUAAUUCCUAUGUCUAUGUUAUCAUUAGCGAGUUUCGAUAAACUUUGAAAGUUCACAGCUCACUUUGACAUAUAAACCUUUUUAUUGAGAUGUAAACUAAAAGCCAUUGAUAAUGGGAACUAUAAAAAACCUAUACAAAUCGAUUUAAGACGACAUAAUAACUGUACGCAACCCGUAUUUUAUUGAAGGUGUUCCGAAUACGGGUACACCGUAAGGAGUUAAAGUACCUUAUUACAUGAAAUUUUGGCGACACGUUAAUUUAGCAAUUUUGAAAAUUCCCUAUUUAGCGGCACUUUAAUUUAGCGAUUUUUCGUUAAUUUUGAAACAUAAGUCACUUAAUUUUCGUGCUUUCAAUACCCGACUGAAACCUUGGCGAAUUAAGGUAUUAAAAACUUUUACGAAGACAAUAGAGGCCGUCGAUAAAAUCCGGAACAUGGAACAUUCGGAACAUUGUUUUAUCAUACCCGGAGAUGAUAUAAAAUUUCUUUGUCUUUCGGUUUUUUGUUAUUUUACGUUAUUAUUAAUUUUUAUAAAAAUUGUUUUAUUAUUAUUAUUAUUUUAUUUAUUUAUUUUCAUGAAAAUGUUUUUUUUUUUCAUGUUCCGGGAUGUUCCGGAAUGUUCCGGCAUGUUCCAGAAUGUUCCAUGUUCCGGAUUUUAUCGACGGCCGAUAAAAUCAUAAAUGUGAAUAGCUUCAUUUUUAUCAAAAUCAUGCAAGCGUUCUGAAACUUAAUUUUGAACGAAACAAACGAAACUGCGACUGGAAUGUCAUGUCUUAAAACAUAAAGUCAAUGAUACAUUCAUAUAUUCGUAUUUUCAUGUACCGAAAAUUUCCCAAUAUUUUCUCGAAGAAUAAAGAAAUACGAUAACUAAACCCACCCACUAGUAAGAGUAUAUGUAUUUAUCUUGUGCGUGCCGAGCGAAGGGUAGCGUGACGAAUCAAAUAACGGCCGCAUGUAGCAUAAUCAAUCACACAACUCAUACCAUACAUGCACUCAGCUUCUUUGCAUUCUGCAUGGCUGAUCGAACGAUUUGCCGUUUUGGCAUCUGAAGAAACAUGAAAGUUAUAUGCGCGGGAUAAAGCAAGACUGGUACGUCCUCCAUGGCAAAAGCCUUACAAAUCCUUGGAUUUUCAGUCUUUGACUGCAAUGAACAUCUCGCAGGGGCACCCAACGACAAUUUUCGGAAAAAUAUCUGUUCGGAAGACGAUUUGAGAUCUAGAAUUUUCGGAACGUUUGUUGUAAAAUUUCUUGCUUGCCUGCCUCUCCUAGGAUUUUCUAACAUCUAAAAAAUGGUAUAAUUACCUAUUUUUAACGUAUUUUUAUCCUAAAAAGGUCACCUAGAAUUUUCGGCAGCCUUUUUUCUGGCUGAAAUUUUCGAAAAGGCGAGUUUUGAUCCCUAUAAUUUUCGGAUCACUAGACUGUCAGCUAGGAAAUCCGAACAGAUGAAAAGUUUUUAGAGGAUAAAAAUAUGCCUUUAUCUACCCUUUAAAUACUAAAAUACGUUUAACAAUGCUAUGUUUAAGUGGUUUUGAACUAUAUUCUCGUUGGGUGCCCCUGAUCUCGUUAUCCAUCAUGAUGAAUGGGCCUCUGUUUAUCGUCGCGGAAAGAUGCCUGAUUUCUUGUCCAUGUAUCAAAAUGUCGAUGCAAUUACAGAUCUUCCAGCCGCAUUGUGGUACGAAGAAAUCCACAAAACGUUUCCUGAUGCAAAGGUUAUUCUAUCCGUAAGAGAUAGCGAGGAAGUCUGGGUUAAGAGCUGGGUACAACACAACGACCUUUAUCUCCAUCUUAGGUUUCUUCAAUACAUAAUCUUUUGGUAUAUUGCGCCAUAUAUAGUAGGUGGUUUCGACGCAAUCUUGGCUCGUGAAAUAGAUGUGGCUGCCUACGGAAGUUUGUGCUCUGAAUCCACUGUCCUAUUCAAGAAGAAAUAUCGGGAACACAACGAGAGAGUUCAAGCUAUUAUUCCAAAGGAAAAGUUGCUGAUCUACAAUGUUAAACAAGGCUGGAAACCCCUGUGUGAAUUUCUUGGCUGUGAGAUUCCUGAACGAGAAUUUCCGAGAGAAAAUGUUGGAGACGCGCGAACCAAAAAAGGUAUAAAGUCUGAGCUACAGCUUGGGACAAUGAAGCUCUUCGUUAUCUUUGCAGCUCUUGGUUUCCUAGCAAGUGCUGUACAUCUAAUGUGGUACUGUAAUGAGUCUUUCGUGAAAGAUGUUAUUCAUCGUGGUUAAUGUCUAUAAAGGGUUUCGUUUAUCGUUUAUCUCACGAUUUUCACGUAGAUAUUGAUCGCGACGUUUGUUGCUACACGAGACAACCUCCAGCUAAGGCCAAAUGUUAAUUUCUUUUCCAUUUUUUUGUUUCGUGACCACAGAAAUGCAGUUCUUGAGGUAAGGGUUUCGUGACAAUAUUUCACGCUUGGCUUCAUGCGUCUGGAUUACUCGAGUAUAAAAUGCUAAUACAAGUAUUUUCCCAUUCCAAAUAAUCAAUUUUCGAGUUGUGUCGUUGAAAUGGAACCCUUGUCACAAUGGAGUGUGCUAAAUAGAUGUCGGAAUUCGUGACGAAAGUUAAUGUGUACCGAGAUAUAUAGAGCAGAGCAGAAUGCAAACCAAGACAUGGGGACUGGACGCUUUGUGUGACAGGAAGCUUUGUGAGAGACUUUUCUUUUCGUUUUAAUGAAAUAUUGAAGUUUUUAUUGUCAUUAUAAUGGUAAAAGAAAUUUCCUAAAUAAUAUACACGGUCUUCUAAAAAACUAAAACUACGAAAACGUCUAAAAAUUCAGCGUGCGUUCUUGUGAAAAGGGGUUCUGUUCUGAUAUCCGUGUUCUAAGCCAAGAUAUGGCACUGGCAUAAGACUCGCCGCUCUUUCGGGAAAGUUUGUCCGCUAGGUUGCUCAGGCAAAGUUUGCAUUCUUUCCACAUUCCACCGUUCGUGCCAAAAACCGGGGAAUUAAAAGAUCCCAUUUCCACGUCAAUAACUCUUUGUUGGUGCUUCCCUUUCUUCCCUUUCUCAUGUUCCACGAAGAUUAAUUCUGUGGAUUUGUUCUGGACUCCUCGUCUUACACGACAGGGCGUGGCUGACGGUGAAUAGAUCUCCACACGUGCAAUGGCUCGGCAAGUCGGCUCCUUGCAGAUGGUAACGCAAACGUAGCGAGUCCCAAACUUGUUGUUUAUUCAAUGUCAGCUCCUGCUCCUCAAGGGGUACUGUGUUGAGCCACGAGCUUGCAUCCUUGUCUCUUGCCUGCAUUGUCGACCAUCGCAAGUCCGGUUGUAGAGAUGCAUCAACAGCCUCUCUUCUCAUAUUCACCGCUGUUGUCUUUAGCGACUGCUGUUGUCGUUUCAGGUCUUCCAAAGUUUGCUCAUCCGGUGGCAUGAACGUGCUGUGCGUACAAAAAGCUGCUAUAAUAGUGUGGGGCUUCAGUUUUCAGGUCUGGUAUACCGAGACCCCCUUGUGCUGGCGGCAGGGUGAAUAGUUCUCGAAACUCAUCAGGCGUUGUGAGAGACUGGGCAUAAAAAUAUCCAACCCUCGAACCUUCAAGGGAAAUCGAAUCGAGUUGUCGGGAGCUCGAAGAAAAUAGCCGGAAGUGAAAAAAAAAAACAGUUUUUAUUGAACAGUGAACAUUUUAAUCACAUUCUUGUGUAGAAAUGUUAAGUGAAUAUUGAAUGCUACUUGUAGACUAUAAAUCAACACGGCGAAACGUAACAUAAUAUAACCUAAAUAGAGCAUGCGUUUUAACGUUUACUGUUUUACUGUAAUCGGCCUCCACUAUAUGCCAACAACACGUCAAUUUGAAUUUCAAAAACGUCUGUUUAUAUCCUAAAACCAUGCCGAGACGCAGGCCAAAGUUUUGAAGAAAGCCUUCAAAGAGGUAAGCUUGUAAAGAACUUAGAAAUAUUUUUAAUGAAUAAUAAAACAAUUGUUGAAUUCAGCUUUCGUAUGAUGUGAUCUCGAUCAGCCUAAAUUCUUCGCAUCACGACUCAGCUUCAUUCCGUAAUUGCGGGCUCAUCCCCGAAAAUCUCCAAAAUCGGUCCACAUUCUUGGGAUGUGGUAAGCUAAGCUUUCUCAUUAUUUUUUAUUGCAUAUGAACGGCCUUUGGUCAUUGAACACGGAUUGAAUAUUCGAUUGAAUAAUAACUUCGUGCAGUCAUGAUUACUUGUGUCACGCAUUGCUUGUAUCACGCAUUACUUGUGUCACGCAUUACUUGUAUCACCCGUUACUGUUUCAUUGUAACUUUGCCAGCGAAUACAGCUCUCUCUCCUCCCUCCUCACUAUUCGUAGGCUAAUUGUAUCUAAACAACUGUGAAUAAAAUCAUUGAAUUAAAUAUGAGUUUUGUUUACUGUGUUGCUCAAUUAAGUUUCCAUGCUCAUGACCCGCUCAUGACAAAACUAAAAGGGCUCUCUCUGGUUCACGUACAAAAUUAUGAAAGCGGUCCUCUUCAAUCACAUCUCUAAGGUAAACCCACAUGUUCGCCUUCACUUCCUAAUCACUGGUUACUGCUAGUUGCUAAAAAUACGUUUAAAACAUUUUCACGAAGAAAGUGACUGAUUCGCAUUUACCUCCGACUUUUGCAAUAAAUUAAUCGCGUCCCGGCGUCCUGUAUUUCACGUCCUUCACGUCUCGCAUCCUCAAGUCCCUCAUCUCGCGUCCCCGAGUGCCAACGCCAUGUACACACUUCCUAGUGUCCCCGUCCCCAUGUCUCACUCCCAUUUUUAUACACAGCCGACUUGUCACAUAUUUUAGAGCAAAAGGAAGAAUGUUACAGUCCACAAAUAAACCGGGCGUUUUGGGCAGUUUUGGCUCUUUAUAGCCAGGCAAUGGCUUGACUAGCUUAAAAAAAGCUUUUCAGCAAAACUCCCAGGAGCGAAUAUAAAACCUUGUUCUUACAUUGCGAAGCUACGCGCGCGAACCGUAGCCGUUGGAUUCUCCAAUGAACGCUACAUUUCGGAGAAUAGUAGUAAUAAGCACAGUACUCUCAGGAGCAGCAUCCCUUAAAGCGCUUAUUGUUUUAUAUGUUAUUGUUAUUCAAAUUAUUAUUUUUUGACAUUGUAAUACUGAUAUGGCUGUCUGGAAGGGGUUUUUGAACUAAAAAAAAAGAAUGAUUAGUACUGUGUUAUAAGUGAAUGACUCUCUCUGCCAGCGGAGCCAUAAGGAUUCCUUUUAACACCAGUGAGAGCCACUGCGUAAGAGAGAGCGAAACGAGAAGUUUUGAUAUCUCUUUAUGGCGAAAUUAACAUCUCUUUUGGGAAACAAACAUUUUUCUAAAAUUUCUGCUUUAUGAUUUGACAGCACUUUUGACAACCGGAGAAGUAUUCCAGUUUGUGAGUUUCUGUGAGCGGUAUCCUUAUGUGUUGGUUCAUAUACUGUCGUUCAGUUUGGCCAGCGCCAUUGGACAGGUAUGACUUACUAUAAUAUCGUUCUUCUUAUAAGCUAUUACAAAUGCCCCAUUAAUUCCAACUAAACAUGUUUAAUUAUUCCAGGUUUUAAAAAUGAAAAAAAAAAUAGUCACGGAAAACUGGAACAGAGGUUUUCACACAAGUGAAAUUCAACAUGUUUCGUAAUUUGCACUAAAUUUACGAUUAAGGGCCUGAUUACAUGGAGGUGGGGUACCCCAGAUAGGUGAGGUAACCCGCUUAGAUGGGGUAACUCACCUGUCCAUAUAAUCUCUCAUUUUAAUGUGAUCACGUUUACAUGAUAGGUGGGGUAACCCGCCACAUGUUACCUCACCUACCUGGGGUCCCCCACCUUCAUGUAAACAGGCCCUACUUAUGUCAGUAAGCAGCUUUUAUGAAGGAAUCAAUUUUAAACCGAGUUUAACUAAACAACUUUUAAUCAUGUUUGAGCUUUGGAGUGAUUGGAGCUAAAGUCAGCGAUUUAUAAAACUAAAGGGAUUCACUUGACUCUAACAGGAUUCAUAAUAAUAAUAAUGGUUUAUUAACAGAUCCACUGGGUGGCUCUUCUCUGUUAAAUUACAUUGAUUACAAUUACAAAAUAAAUCAAAUUAAGUUAUUUACAAAUUAUGCAAUAUACAAUUAAAAGUAGAAGCAGGAUUAACAGAGUCCAGUUACAGUAAAACUGACUAAUAACUCUGUACUCUGUUUCUUAAAAAUUUCCUUGAAAGUCUUAAAAAGGUUCUGUAAUCUUUACCGUUUCUAAUAGUUUCUAGUAGAUUAUUAAAUAGCUUCGACGCAUUAUAUUGGAAAGUGCCGUUUUCGGUCGGGACCACUAAUCUAAUUGAAUUGCUUGAGCGCAUUUCCUUGGGGCAUUACUGUUUUAUUAUUUAAGAUAAUCUGCUAAAGUCUUAGUGUUAUGUAGAGCUUUAAAGCAUGAUUUCGGGAGGUUCAAAUCUCUUCUCUCAUUGAUUGGAAGCCAUCCGAUUUUUAGUACAUCCCGAGAGUUCUUAACAUAGUGACCGAGUAUAAAACUUGCGGCAGCAAAUUGAACCCGUUGCAAACGGCGAAUUAAGAAUUGUAGUAGAGGGUAAAAAACCAGAUCGGCAUAAUGUAGUUUUGACGAAAUCAAUGUAUAUAGAUUUAGCCAGGGCUAAAAGCGAAGCUCUCGUUGAUAUCUAUAGUUUACUAAACAAGAUAUAAAAUCGUGUAACGCCAAGGGGCGAAGGCAACUAAAACAGCCAAAAAAAUCAGUAGGUCUAAUUAGCAAAAAAAACUUUGCACGUGCAGCAUACGUUUUUUUCUAAUUAGCAAAAAACAACUUUGCACGCUUUGUUUGUACAUUUCUGUGCCGCUGUUUUGCGCGACUACAAUGUGAAACUUCCAGAAAAUUCCUAGUUACACGUUUUAUGGAGGAAAUGUUGUAUGUGUUCCUGUUCACUUUUUUUUCGCUGUCGAUCAUUUUCACCUUGGUGACUGCUGGCAUUUCCCCUUUUUCUCACCGAGGCUAUAAGUUUUUUUUUUUUUUUUCCAACGAAAUUGUUCUCCUUUGGUUUUUGUGUCUAGCUCCAGCUCUUUCUCUGUUAUCCACGUCAACGUAAAAACUGAAAUUAAGUCGAAAGAAAGAAUUGGCUUUUGUUGUUGUUGUUUUUAUCUCUAGUUGUUUUUAUCUCUAAAAGGUCGGGAAGCUAUACGAUUUACCGCCGAAACGCGCGGGUGCUUGAAAUGCAGAAUUUCAUCCCAGCUUACAUGAAGGGGUGGACGUACGUACGGACGAUUUUCUCAGAAACAAAAUUUCUUGGAUGCACAGGUUACAUAUUUUCUUACCCAUGGUGCUCCGCUGCGCGCGCGAGAGGUCCGCUAAAAUCCUGGGUAGGCUGUGCAAUCUGUUGUGCCCAAUGGCUUGUGUUUCAACAAUCAGAUUGUUGAAUCGUUUUGUCAUUCACCACUUAAAACGAGAAAGGUACUGGAGCCGAAAUGCGUCCUGCAACGCACAGCUGUGAGGGAGCUUUAAUAAGCAAAAACGCAAGUCAACCAUAAGUAACCUUUUUACUUUGUUGGGCGGUGAUUUUGUCCAAGUUUUUGGCCAAAUCGUCUCUUUAGGGGUAAACACACUUGACAAUGAAAAUUUGUUAGCGUCAAGGCAUAUCCAAAGGGGAAAAAAGGCGUCACUUCCGGUUGACGUGCGUCGUUCAAUCACGCCGUUGCUUAAGGCCAUUUUUUGUUGUCCCCAGUAACACUCCCAGAAGUCUUUGCAAAAGUUUAUUCGGCCCAGUUCCGCUCUCGUUUAUAAAGUCAACUUUCAACUUUAUUUAAAUUUCGAACUAUAACAAAAAGUACAUUGGGACUGGCCUGCAGUUAGCGAGGCUAUUCGAGGCAGGCCAGGCUACAUAAUUUACUACAAACUAGACAAAUACAAAGAAAUUAGACAUUACAUAAGUAUAUAUAUUUUACAGUAAAUAAAUACUAUUCCACGUAAAUACAAGGAUAAUAUGAAAGUAAAAUUUAAAAAGUAAAAUAAAACGAAAAUAAAGGACAAGAGAGUUACUUUUUAAUUUUCACAAUAAUCGUAUCAAGAUCAAUAUAGGAGUCUUCAGUUUGAAGGAUAUCGAGUAGCAUUGCUUUUAGUGAUCUUUCAAAAGCUUUUUUUGUUCUUUCUUUAAGAAUUUGAGGUAUCCCAUUCCAAAUUUUGACCCCAACACGCGAAAAAGCAUUUCGUUUGACAUUGAAGUCAAAGUGCCGAAUCAGCAACUCGCACUCUACAUGCUAGCUUAUUUGGUAGCGUUCUUCUAUUCUGCGGUGCGAGCCGAGAAGGGCUCAGUCGUAUUUGGAUGUCUCUAAUGGAGAUUGUUUCGCAGUCUUUUGAUUCCUUUUUUUCCUUGGGAUUCAGUGAGAUUUUUCUUGUGUCACUACACAAGAUCUUUAGAACAGUUUUCCGAAAUUCACGAAUCUUGAGGGCAUAAAUGACGAAAUUCGCGAACGAAUUACUGUAUUGUAAGAACUUGGCAAAGUAAGUUAGAUGGAGAACGUAGCACGAGUGGCAAAACAUGAUGAUGAGGUUCAUGAUGUAGAAGGGAACCCAGGUCAGAACGAACACAAGAGUAAUGAUCGAAAGUGUCACGGCAAGUUUCUUCUCCUGCACUGUGGUAUUCCUGUGGUGGAUGUUCACAGGCUUCCUAAUCUUCAGCCAAAUCAUGACGUAGGCAAGACUGAUGAGAAGCAGCGAGGUGAAUAUACAGACCAUCAUAGAGUAGUUAAAUGCAUCUCUCAAUACCGUUUUGCUAGUGAAAUUUCUUAUAACACGGAGACUCGCCAUGCCGGCGGCAACAAACCAAACCAAAGCGAUUUCGCACAAGUAGGUUUUUUUUGUGAUAGUUUUGUGCUUAUGAGGGCGUAACACUGAGUAGGCUCGGUCUAACGCGAUUGCAACGAGGGCAAAAAUGGACGCGAAGGCCGUGAAAGCAUCUAUGGGCAGAUAGAUUUCUUUAAACGGGAACCGUUCUUCUUCUUGAAAGUCAAAAAACAGCAUUUCUGCCACGAGCAGCGGGAUAGAGAAUGCUCCUACCAUAAAAUCCGCAACUCCCAGGCUCACCAAGAAGUAAUUAGUGCGGGCGCUUGCCAGUUUUUUGUUAAUGCUGAACGCUGCAAUUGUCAAGGAAUUGCCCACCAUGACUGCUAAUGACACUAUAGCGUACGAUAUGGCCCAGCCAAGCAGGCCUGGGUACAGUCCUCCGUCUUGUUCGGUUCCAGUUUUUGAUCCGUUGUCUGUUACAUUUUUGGAAAUCAUCGUGAGAGAUCACAGGUGUAGAGAAAGCGAGACACAAAUGCCGACUUCGCUUCCGCUCACAUCCGGUAAAUUGUUACCUGAAAAACAAAUGGUAGAUUUUUUUCAAAUUUAAUACCAAAAACUAUGGUGGCCCACAACUGUCACGGCAAAACCGAAAACCUCAAGGCAAAAACAAAAACCUCACGGCAGAACCAGGUUUGAGGUUUUCGGUGUUGCCGUGAGGUAUUUUGUUUUUGCCGUGAGGUUUUUGGUUUUGCCGUGAGGUUUUCGGUGUUGCCGUGAGGUAUUUUGUUUUUGCCGUGAGGUUUUUGGUUUUGCCGUGAGGUUUUUGGUUUUGCCGUGACAGUUGUGAGCCACGGUAAAAAACAAGUACAAAAUCAAACAUUAUAAAAGCUCAAAACAUUAGGAGGCCUAGAGCGAGUACACCAGUUUUUAUUUGAAUGGCCUCAGGUCAGAGAUUUAUCAGCGGAUGCGAAAGAUGGAACCUCCUUGUGCAGCCAAAUAAACAGCAGAAUGACAAAAUUUGUUGUCUCUACUAAAAAUCGGUACAAAAUUUUUUUUUUAUAAGAUUUGCUUUAGAAAAUACAUCCGCUCCUAAAACCAGUAAUUUUUUAAACAACGCGUGUCAGUCUAGAAUUGAAUACAUUUUUCUGCGUUAAAAUUGAGCGAACAACUUUUGGCGCGUCCGAGGCGCGUUCAAAAAUUGAUUAAUUGUUUUUGCUUUGUUUAGUUUUUUCGACUAAAAUUUUGCGACCCUCAAAGCAGGACAAAGGCGCUUUUUAAAACAAAUUUGGUAGGAACUACAUCCAACCUAUUAAACGCUCCUUUUGGCGUAAACUUCUUCUAAGUUUAUAAAACACAGUGCGUAUGUGACCGGUAAAUUUCCCAAGAAUGGCCACGUCUCCUAAGUCUUAAAAACGGUCAAAUCAGUUUUAGCUCGAUCCUUAACAUGACAGUAAACAUGACUGAGAAUGAUCACACUGCCAAGCGUCAUGCGCCCACUAAAGUCGUAAAACCACAUUGAUCCCUGGUACGAUUUUUCUAGUAUUCAAUUUCCUUUCAGACCUACCAAAUGCAUUAAACUGUUUAAAUAACGCCCCUUAAAAUCAGCGACAGUCCAGAAAGCUUUCCUUAUCAAUUUUCUUUCACUUGGUAGUGUAAAGAAAAAAAAAAGAAAAAUGUCAUCUUUUCUAUCUUAUUUACCAAGGAAGACUUUCUAGCAUACUGAUACAAUAUGAAUCUGAACGUUAAAGCUGCAGAUUGGACUAGUUUACAGGUGUCAUUGAAGUGGUGUAUGUGGUGAUUUGAAAUGUUUUAAAAACGUAGAGUUUUUGUUAUUGAAAAUUAAUAUGGUACACUUGUUCAUGUGUAAGUUUUACAUUGGAGCGGCUUCUUCGGUAUGAAUUCAGUAGACUUGUUAAUAAAAAAUGUAGAUGAAUAAAGUUUCAGGUAGUUUAGUGUCUAUACAUUUGCUCCUUUAUUUGUCAACAGCUUUGUCAUUUUUGUCUGUGUUUGUCUGAGUGCUUUUAAAGCAGACAAGUCGUUAAACUGGGCGGCGUUUUUUUUUUCUCAAAAUUGCGCAGUGUCGAAGUUUUUUUGUUGUCUUGUCCUUCUUGAAUGUCGUUUCAUUUUAUUCAAAUUACAUCUUAUUUACUUUUGCGUUAAUUUCCAACAUAGGAUGUCUUCAACGUUUGCUAACCAAAUUACACCUUGGUGUGAAGUAAAAACGAUAGAUCAACACCAGCAGUUUAACAGAAUACGGAAUGACAUCAGAAAUACAGCGCCGGUUAGCUUGUGUGCAUAAAUUUCAGUCACAGUGUUUUCUCGCUUCUUUUAAAUUUUGUUACAUGUUUGUCAUGCCUCUGUCCUUUGCCAUAGGUUUUUCUUAUCUGCUGGGGCAAAAAUUUCCGUCUUCUGUAAAAACCAUUUUUAUUAUUUCUUUGGUAGCUCGGAAAUGGCUUAUGUAAUUUGAAGGUAAAGUGUUUUCUUUUAAUGUUUAGUUUCUACAAACCCUGUUUUCGUUUCCUCGAUAAUUGCUCCAUUUCAGCAACGUCCUGACAUGAUAUGUUGUUUCUCUGGCAUUAUCAUAUUUAAAGGUUAAAAGAUAAGCAAUAGUACCAAAACCAAAAUAUGUUCUAUUUAAACUCUCGCAAUGUUAAUUGUUGCAGUUUUUCGUGUCCUUUUCGCCACCUUCGCGCAGUUUUCUGACCAAAAUAAUAAAAAUUUUCAAAAUGAAUUUUUUUUUGUUUUUUUACCAAAGUGGAUUUAAUAAUGUGCGCAAGCUUGCCCUUUUUUCCUAUAAUUGCAACGCAUUGUUCAUUUUAUAUUAUGGUUGAGAAGAAGUUAAAAUUUUAUUGAUGUCAUUUACCGGUAGCGUUUUCUGCAUCAGAAAUCUAAUUCUUAUUCUAAGAAACAGCUUUCUUCGUUUUGUUUGUUUAGCAAAACCUAUGGCUUCAUAACUUCAACGAGCAAAUUCAAGUUCUGUUUUCUUGAGGUCGUUUUUAUCUUGUCAUUCAAUUGCCCUGUGCCCGCGUUUUAUCUUUGUCACGGAAACUUGUAAUAGCCGGAAUGAAUUUGGAAUUUUUUUAAAAUCCCAACUUACCUUUGAGUUCGAUUUCAGUGCAAUGUAUUCUUUGUAUUUUCUUAAUCGUGUAUAUUCUCUCUAUGAAGUGAACUUCAUCUAGCACAGUGUUCACAUAAUGCAUGUACUAACCGUUUGUGUAAGAGUUAAAGACCUGUAGAUGGUCUGGUGGCAGAUUUCCCUCUUAACGCCAGCACCUUCAGCUUUGAACAACACUUUCUUCGAGUUAUUUCCUGUCUUUUGACCAAUAGAAUUUCACCAGUCCUUAAUCGUGACGACUAAUUUGGGUUUAUUCUGCAAAUAAGGGUAGCGACAGUCAAGAAAUCGAUCGGAUUAUCAUUUUCCUCUUUGUAUUAUUUUUUUAGCCUUGGGAUGAAAACCUUGAGACUGAAAACCAUUGUAUUCACUUCAGACAAAAGAUAGGGAAAUAUAUCGGGAAAUUUUCUUUUAAUUGCUUUGGAGAUUAAAAUAAAAGAUAUAUCCUUUCGUUACGACUUAAAUAGUUCCGCAGGUCUUUUGCCAAUUGUCGCUUUUCAGUCAUUCUAUCAUGUUUUCUGCUCAGCUAGAUCAUGCGAUUAUUUUUCUUUUUGACUUUUCGUCACUUCUGAGGACGUAGCAUUUGAAUGAUUUUCUUGUAUUUAUAUCUGACUUCACCUGCCACUAUGAUCUGUUUUACUGAACGUUUCAUUUAGCAUGGGUUCCUUUUUGUUAAGCAAACAUGGUAUGAUAAUGUCCCUUCUCCGAAUUUAAAGUAUUUUUUGUUGUCUUGAAAGAGUUGAUUAUUACUGAAUUUUGAGGAGUUGAGUUAGUUAUUCCAGCCUCAAGCGAGCUUGUCAUAAAGAUGACAUCUCGUGUUGGCAAACUACACGUUUCGCCGGUUUUGCUGCAUGCACAGUUUUGGCGGAAAAAACAGAAACAUUGUUACGAAAAUGUAUCUCCUGAUUCCCAACUAACAGAACCAAGACCCGCUUAAAUCGUUGUACAUCAAGAGGAGAAAACAUUUAGGUUCUUGUCAGAAUGUAUGAAGUACUUAUUCAGUGCAACUUUGCAAAUGAAUGUAGUUUUUUUUUUCCUGCGAUGUUUACUGUAGUGUUUAAGGCGACUCACCGCUUAUUAUGCUUGUUAUAGUAUGAUCUUUUAUAUGAAAGCUGCUGAACCUCACUAUACGCUUUUAGUUUUUUCUAAGUAAGACCUGCAUGCUGACUUUGUACUUUGCGAAGGUGGGCUAAAAAUUAGUCAUGUACUAAAACCGAUCUUGACUGAAACAGGCGCAGCGAAUGGCGCAAUAAUCAAUCAUAACUCAUAAUUUAAGCCUGAGGAAAAUCACCUGUUAACUGGAUUUAAUAACUUCCAUAAACCCGAAGAUGUCGAGGAUCACUUUUUCAUUAUUAUUAAGGUCGCGUUUCGUGGCAGAACGGCUUUGUCUUUGCCCUCUCAAUUUAGACUCACACCUUGAGUAGUGGACUCAUUUCGAUAGAAUAAGCGUCCUAUCAAAACGAGGCUUCGAAUAACAGCAAACGUCAUCACUGAUUUAAGGGAUCCGAAUGGGCUCCGAAAGCUCUGCGUAUCUUUCAACAAAUUGUUGCUGUUGAAGAAUUAUUUUUGAAAAAUAUAACGCCCCAACAGCGGAAUCUUUACUCUGCCAAGCGUCAGACUAUGUUUUGUCACGUUUAUUGCAACUUUCAAAUAAGUCUCGCAGUUGUGAUAAUAACUUCUGUUAGUGAAACGGUUAGACUUUCUAUGACAGAGCUACUCGGUUUUUUUUUUCGAAGCGCAGAUCUCCAAAAUGACAGUCUAAAAAUAUAUUUUGUUUUUACAACCACGAGAAUAAAAUUGAUUUUACAAACGAGGAAAUUUCUUCGUUUGGACGCCCUGAUAUGAUAUCAGUAGUAUAACGCUCCUAUGCGGCGCCUUCCUGCCCGCCACGGAUAAGAUGAGAUAGAUAGGGAAAUAAGUGCUACAUUCAUCAACAACAACAACAUAAACUUUGUUUUCACUCGAAUUUUGAAGUAGCUAGCGAGCUAAUAGACACCUUAAGAUCGAGGUUGGUCAUGUUACUGGAAACGACAAACUGCGGUUCGCGGUUAACGGUUUCACGUUACCCGUCUGCCCAAUGUUUGGGACUUAAGAUUCGCGGAUGGUAGCUUGCGGCUACCAUGUUUGUUUUCAUUCAUCCACCUACUUCUAUUUUAACUGAGAAAUUGUCUUCAAAAGAACGGUUUUUUUAAUAGAAUUCGAUAAUCAAUAAGCAAAAGAGUUCUAAAAAGGCGUAUUUCUUCUCAAACGUAGGAUUGUGAUGUUUUAGGAUGCAAAAAAACCUUGCGGUAAAUCACUUACCUCUGGAGCGUGGUCUUGCCGAACAAAAGUGAAGCUCAAACCGCAAACCUGACGGCAAGGCCUUGCUCACGUGAUUUCCUGACGUUCGCGAUUCGUGGGAAAUGGCGUAAAACCUCAAUCUUAAGUUCUCUAUUAUCCGGCUUCGAGUUGACACCACGUAAAAAUACAUUAAAUACAUUUACGAGUCCACAGUUAAAAGAAACUAAUAUUUACAAUUUUAAGUAUAAGUAUAUAAAAGCAAAAAGAAUCUACUUAAAGGUAACACCCUGUAUUUUAGUCUUAAAAUUGGCAAAAAAAACAAGUGCGAAAAAGAGUCAGGGAGUGCAUUCCACUGUUUAUUAUAGCUGAAAAGUAAGAAAAGGAGUUAAGACCAUAGGUAGUUGUCUUAGCUUUACUUAGUGAUAGAAUGUAGUUGCUACAGUCAACAGCAGCACGACGUUUGUAACUGGCCUUGCUUAUUCGUAAGGUCAAAAUGAUCGGCCAAUGCGUCGUGUUAUUCGGUCACGGAACAGACGGACUAAAGCAAAGUCACUGCAAGCCCCUGCAGUACUUGAGUUUAUGCUCUUAUACGUGAUCCGUAGUUAUCUAGCCUUAUCGACUCAAAAUUCUCAGAUAAAAAAUAUGGCUUCUUAAAGGAUUGUUAAUUACUGGAGCCUUCUUUAUUUUCUCGACUUUUUCAUUUUCUCUCACAUUUGCGCCGUUUUCGGUUAACACUUGUUUUUUCUGUCACUACUUAUGGUGACAGUUUUGUAAUACGCCGUUUACCAAUAGUAAAAAAAUGUGGGAGAGAAAGAAAAAGUUUGAACAAAUAUAGGGAUGAUUUAAUUCAUAUUAAUGUAGUUGAUGAUGAAGUUUCAAAAAUCGCUUUGUAGCAGCAACCUCAUCACCGAAAUGAGGCUGCAAUUAUCAUUCAGAAUCACUGCAAAAGACCUCUGAUGAAUUUUCUAAAUUUGUUGAUGUUCGAAGAAAUUUCGUUUUUUCUCUUUUAGUAUGUCCCAUAUGAAGAAUCUUCAUUCCCUAAUGUUUUUUUUUUAUUAUUUUUGUUUCAGAAUUUUAUCUUCAUGACCGUUGCUAACUUUGGUCCCCUGACCUGUUCCAUCAUCACAACCACUCGGAAGUUCUUUACCAUCCUUGGCUCUGUGUUGCUGUUUGGAAAUUCACUGAUCGCUCGCCAAUGGUUUGGUGUCAUUUGCGUUUUUGCUGGACUUACACUCGACAGUAUUUAUGGCAAAGGAAAGAAAAAAAUGUAAAGGAAGUUAGUAAUACGAUUAAAAAUCGCUUAUUUUAACUUUCACUACAUUAAAAUUGUUUUAAAUGUCAAAAAAUCUCGUUAAACAAUUUUAUAGAGAUAAAUUAAUUCACAAAAUUUUGUCUUAAACGGCUUUAAACAGGAGCCUACUAGCCUGUACUGCUGGUGGCUUCGUCGGAGCACGAUAAAAGAAGUACGUAUUCGCGAGAGACAUAGCGGUAGAGCGGCUCCGCCACGAAUUUGUUUUAAACGCGCUCCGACGAAACUGCUAAGUGCCGGCUAGAAGCCCACAAUCCUCAGCGUGUAGAGGUAGUAAAUGUGCAAUACACGUCUUCUUUGUAAAUUUUCGAUUGUUUUAGCCAUUAUUUAUUUUAGAGGUUUCCAACCUCUAACACUUUGUCCCUGAAGUCACAAAAGCGAAAAGAGCCGAACGUUAUACAUAUUAAAAAACUAAUUGCAGAGAUUGCGAAUGGAGCAGCUGUUUAAGCAGAAAAUGCUGUUCAUUCGGCACCUGACCUUGUCCAAAUUCAAACGUAAAUAACUUAUUCAGCGAAUGGAAAGUGCCUGUUGACUCCAGUUUCCACGCCAUCUAGCGUCAUCUUCGAAGUUUCUCCUCAUCUUUCUUGAGAUUUCACUCACGAUAACGUGAAAACACGAUUAGGGAUUUGUGGAACAGUUGUUGAACCACUUUUUUGCCAUAUGCUCUGACGAGCGGCACCAAAUAUUUCCUGAUCAACCAUUUUCAAACGCUUCGAUCUUCGCGAAAAAGUGUUAAAGUUUUCGCUCAGGAGACCUUAGUAGAUUGGGACCUGGAAACAAGUACUUUCAGCCAAAACUCUGUCGCCAAGAGUUUCCAUGUCGCUAGAAAUCGUGGCAUUUCUUCGAAUCGAAUUUACUGUUGCCGUAUUUACUCGAAUAAGCGUCGCCCUCAAAUAAACGCCGCUGCCCUGAUAUAGUCGAAGUCAAGAGAUGUUAAUUCUGUUAGUUUGAUAGAGUUUAAUACGGAAAAUAGUAAUUCCGUGGUUAAUACAAUUUUUCCUAAUAAGCGCUGCCCUCGAAUAAGCGCCGCGCCCGCGGAAUGAUAACUUACAUAAGCGGAGCGGCGCUUAUUCGAGUAAAUACAGUACUCUACUUCAUUUUAUUAGCCUCCAUGAAGAGAAAAUAAUCACGGAAUACUUUUAGUUUGAGAAUGAGGAUUCGUCAUUCGUCAAAAGGAUAUAUGUAUGUAUUAAACAUACGAACAAUCACGAGAGUCAAGUGAGGAUUUCUCCUCCCCCACCCCCCUCCCUUCCCCUGACGAGCGGAGCCUCCUUUCGUCUUGCUGGAAGAGGAGAAGAAAAGGAGGGAGAUUCUGCCUGAAUCUCGUAAAGUCUUUGAAGUCACCGCAGCCCGAAUUUCUGGGCUAGUCAAUAUUGUUUUAUCCCGUCAAACCAUUGUCAAACUGUUUUUUUAUUUUUCAAGUGC